This is a messenger RNA of Lepisosteus oculatus (spotted gar), 2406 nucleotides long. Its product is annotated as extracellular calcium-sensing receptor-like. Gene Ontology annotation, biological process: G protein-coupled receptor signaling pathway. NCBI's taxonomy places the organism in Eukaryota, Metazoa, Chordata, Actinopteri, Semionotiformes, Lepisosteidae. Gene Ontology annotation, cellular component: plasma membrane. The record is from RefSeq and is a predicted model, not a curated record. Gene Ontology annotation, molecular function: G protein-coupled receptor activity.
AAGACUGACGACAAAAUGCAUCCUUUUACAGCCAAGCCAGAGCCUUCAGAAUGCAAAAGUCUAAAUUUCAGAGAAUUUCGAUUUGCUCAGACAAUGAUCUUCGCUAUUGAAGAAAUAAACAACAGGACAGAUCUUCUUCCUGGAGUUUCUUUGGGGUAUAAAAUUUAUGACACGUGUGGCUCAAUACCUUUGUCCAUAAGAGCAGCCAUGGCUUUAAUGAAUGGAAAUGAAGAAACUCUCUCUGACACCUCCUGCUCCAGACCAGCUGCAGUUCAAGCUAUAAUUGGAGAAUCUGGAUCAUCACCAUCCAUAGCAGUGUCCUCAGCUGUUGGACCUUUUCAGAUUCCUUUGAUAAGUCACUUUGCUACUUGUUCUUGCUUAAGUGAUAAAAAUGAGUUCCCUACAUUCUUCAGAACCAUCCCCAGUGACUAUUAUCAGAGCAGAGCCCUGGCAAAACUUGUGAAGCAUUUUGGAUGGACCUGGGUUGGGGCCAUUAGAAGUGACAGUGAUUAUGGCAACAAUGGGAUGGCUACAUUUGUACAAUCUGCCCAGCAAGAGGGGAUCUGUAUAGAAUAUUCAGUAGCCAUUUACAGAACGGAUCCAAGAGAGAAAAUUCUCAAAGCCAUUGAUGUUAUUAUGAAGAACACAGCAAAGGUUAUUGUGGCCUUUCUUGCUCAAGGAGAGAUGGCUGUUUUAUUAAAAGAAUUAUCACUUCAGAAUGUGACUGGUUUCCAAUGGGUUGGCAGUGAAUCAUGGAUAACUGCCCGAAACCUGGCCACACUAGAAGGUUACAAGAUUUUGGGAGGUUCUAUUGGAUUUGGCAUCAGAAAGACCAAAAUCGAUGGGUUAAAAGAUUUUCUGUUGAAUGUCCGUCCAUCUCAGAUUCCUGAAAAUACUCUUGUAAAUGAGUUUUGGGAAACUGCUUUUAGAUGUUCCUUUUCACAAAAAGAGAAUACAACAAACAGAAAGUCAUGUACAGGAUCUGAAAGCUUGGGAGAAAUAAACAACCAGUAUACAGAUGUGUCUGAACUGAGAAUAUCCAAUAAUGUGUAUAAAGCAGUGUAUGCUAUAGCUCAUUCACUGCACAAUCUGCUUGAGUACAAUAAAAUACACAGUGUUUCUACCAACUUUAGUAUGGCACAAGAAAUUGCAGUUGCGCCAUGGCAGGUUCUAGAGCAACUUAAAAAUGUGAACUUCACCUUAAAAACUGGUGAGCAAGUCUUCUUUGACGAUAAUGGAGAUCCAAUUGCAAGAUAUGAAUUAGUGAACUGGCAGCUUGUUAAUGAGAGCAAUACACUGUUUAUGACUGUUGGAUACUAUGAUGCUUCUCUGCCAGCAGCUCAACAGUUUGUCAUGAAUCACGUCAACAUUGUGUGGGCAGGUGGUGAACAUAGGAAGCCUGAGUCAGUGUGCAGUGAGAGCUGUCUCCCAGGCACUCGAAAGGCAGUUCAGAGAGGAAGGCCUGUGUGUUGCUAUGACUGUAUUCAGUGUGCUGAAGGAGAGAUCAGCAAUACUACAGACUCUAUCAUUUGUAUUCAGUGUGAUCUGGAAUAUUGGUCAAAUGGAAAAAGAGACAAAUGUAUAUUGAAGGCCGUUGAAUUUUUAUCUUUUGAAGAAAUUAUGGGAAUACUACUUAUAAUUUUUUCAUUGCUUGGCGUUUUGUUAACCUUCGGUGUAGCAUUGGUUUUCUUUCAGCACAAGCAUACUCCCAUUGUCAAAGCCAAUAACUCUGAACUGAGUUUCCUUCUGCUCUUUUCAUUGACUCUGUGUUUCCUCUGUUCACUUACUUUCAUUGGCCAGCCCUCUGACUGGUCCUGUAUGUUGCGCCACACAGCAUUUGGGAUCACAUUUGUCCUGUGCAUCUCUUGUGUUCUGGGGAAAACAAUAGUGGUGUUAAUGGCCUUUAGGGCUACACUGCCAGGCAAUAACAUUAUGAAAUGGUUUGGGCCCAAACAGCAGCGAUUAAGUGUUCUUGCUUUCACCCUUAUACAAGUCUUGAUUUGUGUUCUCUGGGUGACAAUAUCACCUCCUUUUCCUUAUAAGAACAUGAAAUACUACAAAGAAAAAAUCAUUCUGGAGUGUGACCUGGGAUCUGCAGGUGCAUUCUGGGCUGUGUUGGGGUAUAUAGGAUUCCUCUCUGCCUUGUGCUUUGUGCUCGCUUUCCUGGCUCGGAAGCUGCCUGAUAACUUCAAUGAAGCCAAAUUCAUUACAUUCAGCAUGCUCAUAUUCUGUGCUGUCUGGAUCACUUUUAUUCCAGCUUAUAUCAGCUCUCCCGGGAAGUUCACAGUAGCUGUGGAAGUAUUUGCAAUAUUAGCUUCUAGUUUUGGUUUACUCUUUUGUAUUUUUUCUCCAAAAUGUUAUAUUAUUUUAUUAAAGCCACAGUAUAACACAAAGAAAAAUAUGAUG